AUGUGCGCCCUCUCCACCUACACUGUAACUGCAAAGUAUGGCAGGGUCAUGAGCUUGUUCGGUGAUGUGUGCAGACACGAAAAUCCCAGUAAAUAUCGCAGCCCAGGCAUCCUCUACAGCAUGACACUCUGCAUACCUACAAACACAUUUCGCAAAAUGGACUGGCUAGAUUAUGCCAAAGGAAAAUUCUACUGGCACGAGUUUGUCGGGCUGCAACGAGUCUGCGCCAAUCCUUAA
Dibothriocephalus latus is the source of this 237-nucleotide messenger RNA. NCBI's taxonomy places the organism in Eukaryota, Metazoa, Platyhelminthes, Cestoda, Diphyllobothriidea, Diphyllobothriidae. The record is from the annotation of a GenBank genome assembly.